AUGAAGAGACAAGAGCUCGCCCUCGACGACUCAGCGACUCGACAUCUCCAAGAGAACGAGUCAGACGGAGAGCUGGUCGUCCUCCAAGACGUCGACCUCAACACCGGCGGGAGGUUCAAGUGCGAGGUGAUCUCCGACUUCCCCGAGUUUUAUACAGCUGAUAAAAGUGCCAAGAUGAUUGUUGUUGAGCUACCUGAGGAGAAACCAACCAUUCACGGAACCCAGCAUGAGUACCACAUAGGUGAAACAGCAAGACUCACCUGUGUAUCAGCCAGAUCGCGACCACCUGCUGAGCUCACCUGGGAAAUUAAUAGUGAAAAGGUCCCCCCCAAGUACCUCGUGCUCAUGCCCAGCAUCAAGUACCAGUCGGGCCUCGAGCAAACCCGCCUCGGACUUGAGUUUGAAGUGACGAGGAAGCACUUUGUCAACAGCGAAAUGACCCUCCGUUGCUCGGCCAAGAUCUCCUCUAUCUACUUCAAGACACAGCAACAUAGCAUCGACGGUCAGCUCACUUACAACGUGCCUGUGAUGGAGUCACGGGAUAUCUCAGCCUUUUCGGCCGGUUCUGUAACAGUCAGCCAGAGCCCCUCGAUGCUGACACUGACCCUGCUGACACUCUUGCUGAUGAUGGCACCGGUGCUGAUGGCAGGCCGCCUUGACCUCGUCGUCAGGUGACUUCCUCGCGAUUCAAGUGUCACCUCCAAGGCCUCCAUGUGACCUGUUCUUAGUUUUUAUGUUGUGUCUGUGUGACCUCGUAUCCCUUGGUCCUCGUUCGUUUGCUUUCUGUCUGUCUGUCUGUCUGUCUGUCUCUGGGUCUGUCUUUCUAUCUUGCUGUUUCUCUGGUUUUCUCUCUCUCUCUCUCUCUCUCUCUCUCUCUCUCUCUCUCUCUCUCUCUCUCUCUCUCUCUCUCUCUCUCUCUCUCUCUCUCUCUCUCUCUCUCUCUCUCUCUCUCUCUCUCUCUCUCAGUCUAUCUGUCUAUCUAUCUAUCUAUCUGUCUGUCUGUCUGUCUGUUUGUCUGUCUGUCUAUCUAUCAUUUUCUCUCCUAAUAUUUAUCCUUCUCUCUCUAUCUCUGCCUCUCCUCUUCCCCUUCCGUGUCGGUCCAUAGGUCUGCCUGUGAGCCUCAAAAUGGCCGACGCUGACUCUCCUGAGGACCACCCCUCCCCCUUUCCCUUCCUCCCUCCCCCUCCCCCUACCCCGUACCACAACCCCGUUACCAAGAACCACGUUGGAGGAGCAGCAGCAAGGGCCAAGGAGGAGGAUUUUGGUCAAGGAGGAGUGAUUAAGGAGGUCAAGAUAUCCGGCUACGAAAUUCGGGUCAAGAGAGCUCGGGCCAAAGACUUCAGGGGGGUCAGGUCAAAGGUCAUAGCUCAUCUCGACCUGCCUUCUUCGCCAGCUUUCCUCCGAUGAUGAAAGACGUUUCGAAAUCUCAACAUAAAAGACAUAUAUAUAAAAAAAACAAUCCUUUUAUUACGAGAAAAAAUAUAUAUGUAAGGAUUGGUAAGAAAAUGAGAUUAUCCAAAGUUAUUACUGUAAUUAAAUUAUGAUGUAAAAAAAAAAAAAAAGUUAAUGUUAAAAUGUUAAUGUUGAAUAUCCAUCGCUCAUUUAAUCUUAUCAAUCUCGAAUCCCCGAAGAAAAAGGAGGUAGAAGAAAAGACCAAUAAAGAAAACAGAAACAGAAACAACCCACUAAAAUUAAAUAAAUUAAAUAAAAAAGAAUCUUAAGACCCAUCCUCCCCACAAGGUCACGAUUGCUGCUGCUGGCCCCUUUUGACCUCACACACAGAAGGUCAUUUCUCAAGGUAAUUCGUAAAGGUGGAAAUUUUCUACAAUCCUUCGGGUGGGACGUCCUUAUAGCAGGCACCCUUCCUCUCUCUUGUAGAACGACCUGAUUCUCAUUCGUUAUUUUUUUACCGGUAGUGUGUGUCGUUUUCCCGAGGCGAGAGGGAGGCCUGGCGAAGGCGAGCCGAAGGGAGGAAACACUCGCGAAUAUUCCUGUGAAUGUCAGUGUGUGA
Messenger RNA from Penaeus indicus, 2011 nucleotides. RefSeq lists its product as uncharacterized. The coding region runs from base 1 to 675 and encodes 224 amino acids. The record is from RefSeq and is a predicted model, not a curated record. Lineage: Eukaryota; Metazoa; Arthropoda; Malacostraca; Decapoda; Penaeidae. The transcript is spliced from 5 exons.